GGCAGCGCGUGCCGCGCCCGUCGCCGGCCACAGCGAGGAGAUGCUGAGCUGCAUCACCAGGAGCGUGACGUCCAUCGCUCAGCGCAAGCGUCACCACUCGAACCCGACCGGCGCCGCGGACGCCGCGCCGCCGCUGGCGUGCGAUGACCUGCGACGGGGGACGGCCGCGUACCCGACAGACGGCCGGGAGCUGGCGAGGCAGCUGCUGAAUCAGGGUCCGCGGUACUUGUAUGCCGGCGCCGAAUCGCGUCAGGACGCGGUGCCAGAUGGUGCGGCAUCGCUUGGAGCUGCCACAUCGCCGUUGCAGACCGCUGCCCCAAACACCGGAACUUUUUCUGGCUCUAGCUCCACUGCUGGGAAAUCGUUCAGCAACAUAUUCUACCAGGUUGCCAACCUGACGCCGAAGGGUCAGCACCAUGACGUGUCCAGCGUCCCUUUCGUGACCACGGAGCAGCUCGUUUCUGUCGGACCGGAGACGCCAUUCGCGUAUGAUUCACUGCGCAAGGCGACGCCGCUAGCCCAGCCGGUGCAAAUCACGGAUCAGAUGCAGAGCUCGGUGGGAAUCGGCUCACACCUCAGCGGAGAAACAUCCACUUCAGGCUUUCCAAUCGCAGGCAAACUCGGCCCAUCGAACAGCAAAGCUGUGGAAACCGUUCCAACAACGCUACGGCCAUGCGUCGUACCGAGCUCCUUCUGCUCGGCGGCCGUGCCGGGGCCGCCGUCCGGCGCCCGAGGGAGCCAGGCCUGGCAGGGGCGGCGGCGCGGCUCGGACCCUCCGGCCACGCCUGCGCUCACCGGCAGUCAGUCCUUCCCCCGGCGCUCCUCCAUCACCAAGCUGGCGCAGCGGUUCGAGGGCCGGCCGAUGACGCCUCAUGCCGCGCCGGACCCGCUCGGCUCCUGGCCCGCCGCGGGUCAGGCUCCCUCCAGCGGGACGGCAGCCAAGCCGGCCAGGCCCGCCUGGCAGCUGAUGUCUGCAGACGACGAUGCGCGCCUCAGCGAGGCCCUGGCCCCGCCGGCUGUCGCUGCAGACUCAGGGCUGAGCACGGCCGCCGCUCCCCCACAGCGCCGGGUGAGGCACGCCUCCUGGACCGGUGGCGGGACGGCGCAGCCGCGCGUCAUCGUGCACAAGAUCAGCCUUGAGGCCACGCCGCCGCCGGGGCCGUCCAGUGACCUGAAAAACGAGACGGUACAUGCCGCAAAGUCGAUGACGACAGAGGCGGCCCGAGAAGAUAGAAAACUGGAUGUGGACCGAACAUUGACGGUUCAAGAUACGCUUCGUGACGCUCGCCUGGAAAACGUUCAGGCACCCGUGGAAGCUUCAGGCAAUGAUAAGUCGUCCCCGCCCACACUAGAGUUCCCGCCUCCUCCACCCCCACCGCCGCCGCCCCCGCCUCCACCCCCGCCGCCGCCGCCUCCGCCAGGGCCGAACGGCAGCGAGCUGCCGAAGCUGCUGAUCCCGCUGACGGACACGGCGGCCGAGCUGGACGGCGAGGGGGCCCGUUCGCCGCGCCAGUACACGGGCGUGCGUCUGGCGGCCGUCACCGACGCCAUCCUGCAGGACCGCAUCGCCAGCCUCAGCCCCGUGGCGCCAGACAAGACGGCCGCCGAGCCCGGACAGCAGGGGCCGAGCUCGCCGCAGUCGGGUGUCGGGAGUGGCGCCGACAGGUCAGAGUCGCAGCAUGCGGCCAGCGCCGGAGACCGGGCGGACCGGCGGGCACGCGGGGCUGAUGCCCCGGCCGGCGGGCUGCACAAAUCCAAGUCCGCCGGGCAGGCGGCGGGAAGGGUUUCUGCGAUGGCCGACAGAUGGAACCCGAAUAGGUGUGACGGAGCAUGUCCCGCGACGGAGGUCAUGUCGUCAGCUGCAAAGGGCGCCCCAGGGCAAGAUAAAGCUCGGCCGGCUCACGGCGGCGCGCACCCGCUGGCUAGGCAGUGGAGUCAGCAGGCGGUGUCUGUGGACGAGUCGAGGACGAUACCGGUGGCCUUCCUCCGACGGGGCACGUCGCCCGCGACGACUGCCUCCAGCGCCGGAACGGACUGUCGCGAGCCCUCGAGAGUGGUUGAGGUUCGGCGAGACACGGCGCCCGAACAAACCGAGAGAAGGGGCGCUGGAAACGAACGGGCACCCCAGCCUGCGGUCUCUCUUCAGGGAACAAGCUCGCAGACGACGGCACCAUCGACGUCAGGUCCCUCGGCGCAGGCAUACGCCCGACAUGCGGUGCUGUCUCCGACCAGAACGCUUCCGCUUCAACAGGAGGCCGUGGAGUCUAAACACCCAGCCCGAAGUCACCUGAAAGGGUCAGAGGCUUUCAUCACUCGGCAGCCUGGUGGGAUGACCAAGGUCUGCGGGAAUGAUGGACAGCAGACCCACAUGUUGGACAAGAAGGGGGAGGAGCUGCAGGCGCAGAAAAAAUCUGGACAACAGCAGCAACUUCAAAUGCAGCAGCAGUCUAAGCAGAGACAGCGACUGCAAGAUCACCAGCAGACCGGGCAGCAGCAGCAACAGCAGCAGCAGGAGCAAAGUGCACCGGUUAUUCAAACUGUAGCAAGAAAUGCGCAGAUGUUUGGUGAGUUAUCGCCGGUGGUACUCAAGCGUGGCACAUCAGUUGACAAGGUCAGAGCUGGUCAGGAGGAGCCAUCCCAGCCGGUGUCAGCAGAUCAGCACGACUUCUUCACACGACAGCACUCUGCCGAGCCCCACCCGCCUGUGGGAAGUCAGCAGCAGCAGACAGCACGGUCGUUCCUGCCUGCUUCGUCAGUGCGAGAGCAGCUUCCGCCAACAUCCCUGGCAGGUGUUCAGAAUCCGAUGUCCCACACAGCACCGCAUGCUCCGCCGUCGGGGGUAACGUGUCCUGUGCGCCGCGAGGUGCACGCAGAGCACCAGCAGUCGAGGAGCUCCGCAGAGCACCAGCAGUCGGGGAGCUCCGCAGAGCACCAGCAGUCGGGGAGCUCCGCAGAGCACCAGCAAUCGAGAAGUUCCGCAGAGCACCAGCAGUCGAGGAGCUCCGCAGAGCACCAGCAGUCGAGGAGUUCCGCAGAGCACCAGCAGCCGAGGAGCUCCGCAGAGCACCAGCAGCCGAGGAGUUCCGCAGAGCACCAACAGUCGAAGGGCUGCACAGAACACCAGCAGCCGAGGACCUUCGCAGAGCACCAGCAGCCGAGGAGUUGCGCAGAGCUGCAGCAGCCGAAGAGCUCCACAGAGCACCAGCAGUUGAGGAGUCCCGUGGAGCACCAGCAGUCGGUGCCUCAGCCGCCGGCGGCUCACGAGGAGCCUUCGACAGCGGCGUCUGAGCCCGUUCAGCCGUCCCUACCACCGGCAGCGGCCUCCGAGCCCGCCCAGCUGGCCCUACCGCCGGCAGCAGCGCAAAAGGGCCAGCCACUCCAGCAGGUCGGUCAGAGGGCGGCCAGAGCUGAACGCCGCAGACACCGGAGCAAUACCGCUACGGACACCGAGACCGGGCCUCCAGUGUCCGAAUGGGACAGCACCCCGCCAGGCGACGAAUGGGAGUCACCGCCCGCGACUGAAGCACCGCCUCACGUGGCGAGUGAGGCUGCCGUGGACGAAACUGUGGUGGCCGCCACCUCCGCCGGCGUGCCUCCCCUCGUAGAGCAGAGCAGACGCCAUCCUCCGGGUCUCGACCGCUCGGAGCCUGCAGUCACCGUCUAUGCAUCUACCAACGUGUCGCCCGGACCGCCCGCGGGCACGGAGCGGUCGACUCCGGGCUCUGCAGCGUGUCCUCCGAACACUGCGCUGAAGUUGACACCGGGAGCCAGCCUGCCACUGUACGUGCAGUCAGCAUCGACCGCGACCAGGUCCAGCACGGCCCUGCCGCCCGAGGGGAGCGUGUCGUCGCCACUGUCGUCGCCACUGUCUCCGCCGCCGCCCCGACCUGAGUUGCCGAGCUUCCUCUCCAACGGCAUGUACCCAGCCGCCGGGGCUCAGCCAGGGCCCUGGGGCGGGGAGUGCACCGCUCCCGGAGGGGAGCCCAACCCCGCCGUCCGUGCCGAGUCCUGGCCAUCUCACGCCGCUGCGGAGAGAAGGUCCUUGACCCCUGACCUGCGGUGUGACCUGGUGUCUGACGGGUCGAGUGAUCUCGGCCGGGAGCAGAGGUGGCGAGUGAUGGCGGACGAGCGUACCCACCCGGCCAGCCGUGGCGCGCAGGCGCCCCACGCCUCCUGUAACCUGCCACGCCUCCUGUCCCAUCUGUCGCGCCUCAUGCCCACCUGCCACGCCUCCUGCACACCUGCCACGCCUCCUGAACACCAGCCACGCCUCCUGCAACCUGCCACCUCCUGA
Pollicipes pollicipes is the source of this 4294-nucleotide messenger RNA. RefSeq names its product nascent polypeptide-associated complex subunit alpha, muscle-specific form-like. NCBI's taxonomy places the organism in Eukaryota, Metazoa, Arthropoda, Thecostraca, Pollicipedomorpha, Pollicipedidae. The record is from RefSeq and is a predicted model, not a curated record. The transcript is spliced from 2 exons. The coding region runs from base 41 to 4294 and encodes 1417 amino acids.